Molecule: messenger RNA, 2508 nt
Organism: Mizuhopecten yessoensis (Yesso scallop)
Lineage: Eukaryota; Metazoa; Mollusca; Bivalvia; Pectinida; Pectinidae
Product: spliceosome-associated protein CWC15 homolog
Exons: 7
Coding region: 113-784 (223 amino acids)
Biological process (GO): mRNA cis splicing, via spliceosome
Cellular component (GO): catalytic step 2 spliceosome
Molecular function (GO): RNA binding
Source: RefSeq, a predicted model, not a curated record
AUUUAUUACCAAUUUUCCUCUAGGUUUAAGGCUAUAUUUUCACUUCCGGUAAAUUUACUGCUAGGAAAGCGGUGUAAAACAUAUUUGUCUGGUUUUGCUCACAAGCUAAGGGAUGACAACUGCGGCACGUCCCACAUUUGAACCUGCCCGUGGUGGGAGAGGAAAGAAUGAAGGUGAUCUUAGUGCCCUGUCUAAACAGUACUCAAGUCGAGACUUACCCUCACACACAAAAAUCAAGUACAGACAGGACGGACAGGGCACCGUAGAUGAGCUGAGAGGACGUGAUUUCCGUCGUGACCUUGAAGAUCGUGAGAGGGCAGUACGUGACAAACGAGACAGAAACAGGGAGUCAGGAAGCAGCAGCAGCAGCAGCAGCAAGCGACCUCGUCUGGAACAGAUCCCUGCAGCUAAUCUGGAUGCAGAUGACCCGGUUGAUGAUGAAGAUGAAGAUGACUCCUCUGAUGAUGAGGAUGACACUGCAGAACUCAUGGCAGAACUUCAGAAAAUUAAGAAAGAACGUGCUAACGAACGAGUUCGCUUGGAUGCAGAGAAGAAGGUUGAAGAGGAGAGAAUCCGAACAGAGAAUAUCCUAAAGGGAAACCCCCUGAUGAACCAAAUUGAGACUAAAGUAGCUGCAGAUUUUAAAGUCAAGAGAAGAUGGGACGAUGAUGUGGUGUUUAAGAACUGUGCAAAGGCUGAAGAGGACAAGAAAAAGGGAAAUUUUAUCAAUGACACUUUACGGUCAGAAUUUCAUAAAAAAUUCAUGGAAAAGUAUGUUAAGUGAAUUUAUCAUCACCAGAAAUAUUAUAUUGUCAGUUUCCUGAGACAUAUAAAAAAUCAACAAUUCAUUUCGUCACUCAUCGUUCAGUUACAUGUGUUCCCUUGAAGAUCUGUGCAUUAACCCCCAAGGACUAUUCAUAAGUAAAAAACAGUUUCAUUAAAUCUACAGACUAUUCAUGCGUAUAGGACAGCUUCAUUGACCCAGCAGACGACUCAUUCAUAAAUGAGUUUCAUUUACUGCAAGGAGUCUUCAUGUAACAUCAAGAGAGAGAAAAAAAAAGAUUGUUAUCUGACAUUGUGGAUUUCAACCAAGUGUCUAGAGUGAAGAGGUGUCACUCUGUACAGAAACAAAAUUGUCUAUACUGAAGAGGUUCCACUGUAUACAGAAAUCAUUCUGUCCAUGAUAAAGAGGUUCCAUUGCAACAGAGACCAUAGGUCUGAUUAAAGCACUGUAUAAUGAAAUCAAAGUGUCUUGACUAACACAUCUCCACUGUAGAUAGAAAUCAAAGUGUCCACACUUUAGAGGGUUUAAUAUAUCUGUUGAAACAAAAAUAUCCGUAUAAAGGGAAUCCACUGUAAAAUGAAACUAGAACAUCCAGAUGAAAAUGGUUCCAUUGUUCCUCUAUAUUAUUUCCUGGACUAAAAUGGUAACAACUUUAUUUCAGCAAACUAAAAAUGGUUUUAACUUAUGCUUGUAAAAAGAUAUUUUAUCACAUAAUGUACUGUGUUAUCCAGUGAAUAUACCCAUGUCAUAUUUUUUGGCCUGUUAACCAAUGUAAUAUGACCUAUGAGCCCUGUGAUUGGUUGAAAGUUCCAUUUGUUUCAAUUGUGACGCCACUCCUAGGACAAGUUCAUGAUGUCACAUACUUCCGCUCUGGAGUCGAAAUGGCGGCUUUUUACAUUUCAUGGUUGCAUGAAAAUUGUCGUUUUACACGAAUAAACGCCACAAAUCUUGAUUUUGUGAUAAAAGUGAUCUUACACUUGUUUUCAUUUCAUGUGAAAUUUAUGAAACUUUUCACAAAUUUUUCAUUUUAGCUCGCCAUAGGAUUGCUUAAUUGAAAAAUUCUUAGACUCGUUUCAUAAAUCUCAUGAAAUGGAAACUCGUGUAAGAUCCUAUAUAUAUCUGCUGUACACAAUCCUGUCUGGACUGUACAACAGGUUACAAUAAACUUAAAAAAAACUCCUCUUGACAUUUAUACAUGUACAUAUAAAUGUAUGUUUUUGAUAUUUUAUCAAACUACUACAACAUACAAAAUUCAGACAAUUUAGAUGAUUUUUAAAAGACUUCAAAUAUCGAAAAGUAAACAAAACAACUCUGACUAUUUUGUUAUCAAUGUUUACAUGAAUAUUGCUUCAGAUCAAAUCAGAAGAAAAUUGAAAAUGGAGGGGAUUUUAAAGCUAAUCUUUUAUAAUUAUAUAAAUAUUGUUUCUUAUUUUGGACAACACCAUUAUAAAGGACAGUGUGCACACCUAUUAUGAUUUUAGAAUUUCAGUUUUUGAACAAAUUUUCAGAAGACCUAUCAAAGCCCUGAAGCAGAUGUAGAUAUUGUGAUAUAUUUGUUGUUUUGAAUCAAUAAAUAACAUUUUGAAUUGUGACAGUGCAUCUCCAAAGAAAAUAUUUUGUCGCACUUGCAAAUAUUUUAGAUGAUUUUCUAUGUAGAUUUUAAUGAGGCUGUAUGUUUGAUGUACAUGUACAAUAAAUGCUAAAUAUGAAAGAAAUCAACAUUU